This is a messenger RNA of Cheilinus undulatus (humphead wrasse), 1633 nucleotides long. It is a transcript of the gene atg5, whose product is annotated as ATG5 autophagy related 5 homolog (S. cerevisiae). Bases 156 to 983 code for a protein of 275 amino acids. Gene Ontology annotation, cellular component: cytoplasm; phagophore assembly site membrane; Atg12-Atg5-Atg16 complex. NCBI's taxonomy places the organism in Eukaryota, Metazoa, Chordata, Actinopteri, Labriformes, Labridae. Gene Ontology annotation, biological process: cellular response to nitrogen starvation; C-terminal protein lipidation; autophagy of mitochondrion. The record is from RefSeq and is a predicted model, not a curated record. The transcript has 8 exons.
CAGCAGUGGAAUGACAACACCAAUAGUCACGGCCCUUUUCCCAUUCAAGCUCCCAACAAAACACCGACAAAAGAAGACGCUAACUGCCGUUGGACUUCAGGGACUGUGUUUUAGGAAUAGAUUCUUUAUGUGCCACUGGGAGAGGCAGCAGCAUCAUGGCAGAUGACAAGGACGUGUUGAGAGACGUUUGGUUCGGCCGGAUCCCCACCUGCUUCACUCUGAACCAGGAUGAGGUUACUGAGAGAGAGGCCGAGCCUUACUAUCUGCUGCUACCCAGGGUGAGCUACCUGACCCUGGUAACAGAUAAAGUGAAGAAACACUUCCACAAAGUGAUGAAAGCUGAAGAUGUGGAGGAGAUGUGGUUUGAGUAUGAAGGGACUCCCCUCAAAUGGCACUAUCCUAUUGGAGUUCUGUUUGACCUCCAUGCCUCUAACACUGUCUUACCCUGGAGCAUCACUGUGCACUUUAAGAAUUUUCCAGACCGUGACCUGCUCCACUGCCCGUCCAACUCUGUGAUCGAGGCUCACUUCAUGUCCAGCAUCAAGGAGGCCGACGCCCUCAAGCACAAGAGCCAAGUCGUCAACGACAUGCAGAAGAAAGACCACAAGCAGCUGUGGAUGGGCCUGCAGAACGAUAAGUUUGACCAGUUUUGGGCCAUGAACAGGAAGCUGAUGGAAUAUUCCACUGAAGAGGGUGGCUUCAGAUACAUCCCCUUUAGGAUAUACCAGACAACGAGCGACAGGCCGUUCAUCCAGAAACUUUUUCGGCCCUUUUCCUCUGAAGGAAACAUGCACACCCUUGGAGAUCUUCUUAAAGAGAUGUACCCCACAGCUUUACCAAAUGAAGGUGAGCAGAAGCGUUUCCAGGUAGUAAUCCACGGUAUCGAACCUCUCCUGGAGACUCCCCUGCAGUGGCUCAGCGAACACCUCAGCCACCCUGACAACUUCCUGCACAUCUGCAUCAUCCCAGCCCCCACCGACUGAGGCCACGCCUCCUUUCCUCACUCCACCUCACUGUCACAGUGACAGCCGACCAAUGAACCGGCGGAUGAGCCAUCCACCUGGGACACUCCUGAAACGGUAGCGCUUACAAAGGAAACAAACAGACUCUUAAAUGAGAGGGAGCUCAGAAUCUUGUGGAUUAAGGUGAACAGAGGAUGUGAAGAAGAUAUAAACACACUGUCUAUUCAUCUGUUUGUAUCUCUACUCCUCCUCCUCACAGGACUACUACUCCUCUUUUCCUCCCCUGCUCUUGUAAGAAAAGACGUUUCUUCAGGUGUAGAGGUCGUGAAAGGUGCAGAGGAUCUCUCCUUUCCUACUCUGCUGUCUUACAUCCUCCUUCUCCUCGUCUCAAAACAAACACAUCCAAGGGAAGAGAGGAGAAGGAUGGAUCCCUUGAUUUUCCAUCCUGCCAUACGUCCUCCUGCAGCUCGAGUCAAAGACAGAGACUGUCCUGUGGACAGGGAGUCAGUGUUCUGGGGAUUCUGGUUGACGUGUAUCCAGUCCUGCUGAAGUUGCCUUAGUUAACACGUUCAUACGUUUUCAUUGUCAUCCUGUCUGUGCAUGAACGUUUGACACACAAUGAGUUUACAUCACAGCCUGCAAAACUGUCAUUACUAAAAACUAUACAAGAA